AUGGCCGAGAUCACUGAAAAGAACGAGACCACUACCAGUACAGAGGUCAUUACGGAAAAGGCGCCUGCAUAUGACGUGGCCAUUACCGAGGAAACCGAGUAUGUUACUCUUGACGAUGGCUCUCAGUAUCCAGUGCCGACCAAGGAUCAAUGGGGCGUAUUGCGUGAAGUUGCUGAUUCUGUUCCCAAGAGUGGUUACCUGGUCAUUCUGAUCGAGUUUUGCGAACGCUUUACAUACUAUGGUUUGAGUGGCCCCUUCCAGAAUUACAUUCAACAGCCACCGCCACCAUCAUACCCUGCUGAAACUCCAGGUGCCUUGGGCCGUGGUCAGCAGACCGCGACAGCUCUCACCACCUUUUUCCAAUUCUGGUGCUACAUCACUCCAAUUAUUGGUGCUAUCAUUGCUGACCAGUAUCUUGGCAAAUACAACACCAUUGUGGUGUUUGCCUGUAUCUACAUGCUCGGUCUAAUCAUUUUGACGGGAUCUUCUGUACCUGCCUCUAUCGACAGCGGCGGUGCAUUCCCGGGCUUUAUCGUUGCGUUGGUUGUGAUUGGUCUGGGAACUGGCGGUAUUAAGGCCAACGUCUCCCCAUUGGUUGCUGAACAAUACACUGUCUCCAAGGCUUAUGUGCGCGAACAACCCAAGCGGAACUGGCUGGGUCGCAAAACCGGCGAGACCGAACGCGUGAUUGUGACACCCCAGGCUACGUACCAAAGAUUGUUCAGCUACUUUUACAUUGGUAUUAAUGUGGGCUCCUUGUCGGCUAUCUUUACCACCUUGAUGGCCAAGAACAUUGGCUUCUGGUCGGCCUAUCUGCUUCCAACCUGUAUGUUCGUUCCUGGCAUUGCCGUUGUCAUCUUGGGCAAGAAAUGGUAUCGUCAGAACCCGCCUCGUGGCAGUAUCUUUUUGGAAGUGUUCAAGAUUAUCAAGUUGUCGCCAAAGUAUGGUUUGGAAGGCACCAAACCCUCAGUCAUGGCCAAGACCAACCCUGCUCUCGCUGAAAAGAUCACCUGGGAUGAUGUCUUUGUUGACGAAAUGCGCCGUACUUUCAAGGCCUGUAUUGUCUUUUGCUGGUACCCUGUCUACUGGCUUUGCUACUCACAAAUGACCAACAAUUUGGUUUCCAUGAGCGCUACUAUGUUGACCGGCAAUGUCCCCAACGACAUCAUGCAAAACAUCAACCCCUUCACUUUGAUCGUGACAAUUCCUAUCAUGGACCGCAUCUUUUACCCAAUUCUUCGCCACUAUGGUUAUCCCAUGCGUCCUAUGAUUCGUAUCACCUGUGGUUUCUUCUUUGCGGCAAGCGCCAUGGCUUACUGUGCUGGUAUCCAGACCCAUGUGUACAACAGCCCACCUUACUUCGACCACCCCAACGGAAAUGGCAAAAAUCAUGUCUCCGCCGCUCUUGUGAUUCCCGCCUAUGUCUUGGUUGGUAUCUCUGAAGUCUUUGCUUCCAUUACUGGUCUUGAAUAUGCAUACAAGAAGGCGCCCGCCAUGAUGAAGUCACUCGUUAUGGCCCUGUUCUUGUUGACCAACUGUUUCGGUGCUGUUCUCGCGUUCGCGCUGGUUUCCGUGGCAGAAGAUCCCAAACUCAAGUGGAUGUAUACUGGUAUUUCCGCCGCCACCGCUACAUGUUGCAUCCUCUUCUGGUUCUGUCAUCAUAAGCGUGAUGCCUAUGAUGUUGAAGAAGAUGCCAUUCAUCGAAAGAAGGACGAGAUGGACAAAUACAAAGGCAUUGAACAGGAGUAUGAGCCUGAUCAGGAAGCUCGGGGCGAAAAGAACUAAAAAGUUAUAACUACAUAGUAUCAGAUGCUGGACAUGGACUCUCUUCUUCUUUGCAUAUCGACAUACUGCUACUUCUUCUAUUUCAUAUAUUAUAUUUUCUAAUCAG
Messenger RNA from Zychaea mexicana, 1891 nucleotides. Its product is annotated as POT family-domain-containing protein. Gene Ontology annotation, molecular function: tripeptide transmembrane transporter activity; dipeptide transmembrane transporter activity. Gene Ontology annotation, biological process: transmembrane transport; oligopeptide transport. The transcript has 7 exons. Lineage: Eukaryota; Fungi; Mucoromycota; Mucoromycetes; Mucorales; Lichtheimiaceae. The record is from RefSeq and is a predicted model, not a curated record. Gene Ontology annotation, cellular component: fungal-type vacuole; plasma membrane. Bases 1 to 1785 code for a protein of 594 amino acids.